Molecule: messenger RNA, 1524 nt
Organism: Fusarium keratoplasticum
Lineage: Eukaryota; Fungi; Ascomycota; Sordariomycetes; Hypocreales; Nectriaceae
Exons: 3
Coding region: 1-1524 (507 amino acids)
Molecular function (GO): heme binding; oxidoreductase activity, acting on paired donors, with incorporation or reduction of molecular oxygen; iron ion binding
Source: RefSeq, a predicted model, not a curated record
AUGACCACCUUUCGCUCCAAUACAAUCGAACAGCUUCGCUCGGCCCUGGCUCAUGUCACGAUCAGCCAUGCAGUUCUCUUUAGCAUCUCCGUUCUAUUGCUCCACCUCGUCAGCAACAAGUAUCUACCUCGACUUCGCCAUGUACCAGGUCCCUUCCUGGCAGGCUUCACCAGACUCUGGAAACUCAACUGCGUCGCCCACGGCCAAUUGGAAAAGGUGCAGAUGCAACUGCACGCUCGAUACGGACCGGUUGUGCGAAUCAGCCCCAACGAGGUGCUGAUAUCUGAUCCUUCUGCUAUCAAAACCAUCUACGGCCACUCCUCAAACUUCCGCAAGACUAAGUUCUACAUCCCGUUCGGCACCAAGGAUAACGAUGAUCUGUUUACCGACCCGAAUGUUGCGCGUCAUGCCCACCACCGCCGGGAGAUUGCUUCUGCAUACAGCAUGACUUCUCUAGUCGAGUUGGAGCCCAUGGUGGAUAAGUGUGUGGAAACCAUGUGCGAUCAGUUUCGGGGCCUAGCUGGCCAGGGCAAGCCUCUUGAUAUUGCAAAGUGGCUGCAGUUCUAUGCCUUUGAUGUCAUUGGGCAAAUCACCUUCUCGAGGCCUUUCGGGUUCAUGCAAGAGGGCAAAGACGUUCAAGGCUGCAUCUCAAAACUCGAACGCUAUCUCAUCCACGGCGCACUCUUUACAGUCAUGCCCGAGUUCUGGCCGCUCUACUACCUUGUCAACACGCUGCUGUCAAAAGUCGGCCUUGCAUACCCUCCCGGGAUAGGUGUCUUCAACGAAUUUGUGGGCAGUCAAAUCCAGGACCGACUGGAGCGUGGCGCCCAAGGCCAGGUUGACUUCGUCUCCAGGCUGCAAAAGAUGGGACGUGACGAGUCCACCAUCUGGCGCAGCUGCUUUGCCAACGUCGCUGCUGGAAGUGAUACGACGGCCAUCAGCCUGCGGGCCAUUAUUUACUUCCUUCUCAAGAAUCCGCGGGCAUAUCAUCGGCUUCAAGAUGAGGUCGACACGUUCAGCGCUGAGGGGAAAGUCAGCGAUCCGGUGACGUUUGGCGAAGCCUGUAAAAUGCCAUAUCUUCAGGCAGUUAUGAAGGAGGCCAUGAGAGUGCACCCAUCAGUCCAAUGGAGUCUCCCUCGCUACGUUCCAGAUUCGGGCCUCCAAAUCGGCUCGGUCGAUAUCCCAGCGGGGACCGAGGUCGGCAUUAAUCCAUACGUGAUUCACCGGAACACGUCGAUCUUCGGGGACGACGCCGAGGUCUUCAGACCGGAGCGGUGGCUGGAGAAUGAGGAGAAGGCCAAGGAGAUGGAUCGGCACAUGGUCCAAUUCGGCACCGGGUCACGUGUCUGUCUGGGAAAGAAUAUCUCGUUGAUGGAGAUGUCAAAGCUGCUCCCCGAGAUUUUGAGGCAUUUUGACUUUGAGCUUGUUCAUCCCGAGGAGCCAUGGAGCGUAUCCAACUUUUGGUUUGCGAAGCAGGGCGACAUGGACUGCAUGGUGGCAGCAAGAAAGUCAAGUAGGGUCUAG